Molecule: messenger RNA, 291 nt
Organism: Staurois parvus
Lineage: Eukaryota; Metazoa; Chordata; Amphibia; Anura; Ranidae
Source: the annotation of a GenBank genome assembly
AUGCACUCUUCCAAGAAAAUUAAAAAAAAAAAAACCUCUCUAGCAAUACACACCAAACUGAGCAUGUGCAGAGUGUCUCCACGGGAUAUGUCUUAUCAGGAGAUAAGAGGGGUGCACUGGAAGAAGGGGAGGAUCAGAGAAGUCAGGAUCAAACAUCAUUUUUACACAAUGCAGAGGAUUAACCCCUUAGGUUCCACAGUGAGUAUGUCAUGCAUGCUUUACUGCCAGGGGCGGACUGACCAUUUGGAAACUUGAGCACUGCCCGAGGGCCCGGGGUUAGUAGGGGGCCCC